Molecule: messenger RNA, 477 nt
Organism: Drosophila sulfurigaster albostrigata
Lineage: Eukaryota; Metazoa; Arthropoda; Insecta; Diptera; Drosophilidae
Exons: 2
Coding region: 112-462 (116 amino acids)
Source: RefSeq, a predicted model, not a curated record
AUUAUUGUGAAAUGAAAACAAAGCUUUUGCAACUAAAGCACGAAGCAUAUAAACCAAUCGCGUCGAAAUAUUACUUUCAGUUAACAUCAAACUUUUGGUAGCAAACAAACAAUGGAACACCAACGAAACAUACCAGAGUCUCCGGAAUGGUUAGACCAGCACUUGUUUGUAGAAUUUCUAAAACAAGAUAUUCCGAAUUUUAAGAACAUUGACCAAUUUGUUAUUGAAGAAACUUGCGCCAAAGGCGAAAACUUCACCACUUUGGUACUGCGCGUAAAGUUUGUUGUAAAUAUUGAAGAUGAUAGCCAAGUAUCUGCAUCAUACAUUGUUAAGCUACUGCCAACAACUCUGAGUACCCGGGAUAUGAUUGCCAGCUGGAAGGUUUUGAUAAGGAGAAGCUUUCAUAUAGCCAGUAUGUGCUACAUUUUGAGGAAAUGUAUGCAAAGGCCAAUAAAAAAUUAGUUUUGGCGCCAAGUA